GCCUCAUGCCUAUGCCAGUGAGGGGGUCACCCCUCGCCCUUCAUAUUGACCAGGACACCCGGGCAUGUCCCGCACAUUCCAAGCAGUACACUGGGCCUGAUUACCAAGGGACUCACUCCACCCCUUCUUGAGAUCGGCAAACCUUGUCACCUUGUCACCAAGGAAGCACUCCACGGGAUCUCCACCUGCAUUCUGUAAAUCAGCUGUCGCGAUGAUUGCCUUCCGGCCUACAUUACUUGCUCUGGCAGUGGGUGUCUGCACCUGUGUCUCAUCUGAGUCCGCCCUUGUUCCUCGUUACAAUCCGGGCAAAAUAUGGGUCACGGUCGACACCAACGGGGAUGCGCAAACAAUCACACCGUCCAUGUCCGGCACCAGGACGAUAUCUGGAGCCCCGGAAUACGUAACGCAGACUUCGGUUUACGCCUUGACAACUGCAGAAGGAAUGGUGCAGACGUCGACCGGAAUGGCGCCAGUGGCCACCGCGACGGCGCCAUCCGGUGCAGGUGCUUUCUUCCAGUGCCGCAACUUGCUGGGUCUGGAUGCCCCAUUCUGCCAGCCUCGGCGAGGCAGUUUGCUAAGACCAGGAAAUACAUAUUAUGUGACCUGGAAUGUCGUGGGAUUUGCAAGCGAAGACUCACUUGUUGCUGUUCAGGUUCGGUAUUCAGACAACACUGGUUUUGUGGCAGACAAGAACGUCACAGUGAGCACUGGCUUUUACAUUUGGAACAUUGACCAAGACAUACUUUCACAAGGCGGCCGUGAUGGAGGGGACCUCGUUGCGACUCUAUCACUCAUUGAGGUGCAGACCUCAGGAAAUGGCUCAGAGAGCUCAUUGGCAUAUUCUGAGGGACCCAGUGUCACCAUCAGUCGGUCAGCAUCGCCAUACUCAUCUCCAGAGAAUAGCCCCAAGAACCAUGGGGGGACCGUGGCGAUUGCAGUAUCAGUCACAAUUUUAGCUGUAUUAUUUAUAUUUGCGUCAUUCGUAGUCUGGAGUUGGAAACGACACGGGCGUAUUUUUGGGAUCGGCGGGCGAAGGAACAGACCGGAUUCUCAGAGGACGAAUUCACUGCCAAAUUUUGGACGGCCGGAGGAUAAGAGCCGUCAGGUGGAGCUGACUGAUCGUGGGAGCUGGGUUCCUGCAUCAAACAAGAAUGUGUUCAGGGCCGAGAUUCAAAGACAAGAGAUGGAGCGUGGAUAUUAGGGACAUCGACAGGAUAGGCAUCUGUGCAUCUCCGUGGCUGUCUGCCAGUGACUAUGGUUUGAGCGGUAUUUCGGUUCAACAGCACACUUGCAGACAGCCAUGAACGGUCAUCGUUUGGAAGGGCCUGGUCUAAGUCACCACCGUCUCGGCACUCCUUGUUUUCUGGUGGAUCAUGUCCGCUCGCGCAUUCACGAUACACCUGUCUGUCAUGUCUAAGAAGGACGGGGCAGGGUCGUGUGGAGAUUUAAUUCUUCG
Molecule: messenger RNA, 1456 nt
Organism: Diaporthe batatas
Lineage: Eukaryota; Fungi; Ascomycota; Sordariomycetes; Diaporthales; Diaporthaceae
Exons: 2
Coding region: 212-1201 (329 amino acids)
Source: RefSeq, a predicted model, not a curated record